GGCAGUAAAAUCAAUUGGCGAAAGUACGUUGAAUACGAGUUUCGAAUAAAAGUGAAAAUAUUAUGUCUGUAGCUGCAUUCAACAUUUUAAUUUUCAUCACUAUCUUGAAUGUCAUGAAAUUGUCGCAUUUAUGUGGUGGUUCACCUUCAAAUGAUAGCAGUGCAAACAAUUUCCCAGAUAGAAUGGGAAUAAAUUCGCAACGGUUGGGAAACACACAACGUAAAUUCGUAGCCAAUGUUAAUUCUUGCACAAGUUAUAAUCAAACAUUUUGUUUAGAAUGGGCUGAUAAACAUCCUUAUGUGGAUGAUAUGGACGACGAAAUACCAUUCGUAAUUGAUAUGAAAGCAUCAACUCACGACGAUGAAGACAAUUAUUUUCAAUACGUUAUUUCAACUAAACAGUUAUUAAGAAACGCGGCUAAAUAUUCCAAUAUAUGCGCUGAUGGUACAUACAGAGUAGUCUUUUUUGGCUAUCCUCUAUUGGUUGUUGGUUCUAUCGAUUCAAACCGUAGCUUUCAUUUGAUUGCUGCUUCACUUUGCGUAUCUGAAAAAACUACUGAUUAUGAAUUCCUAUUUGAAGCAAUAAAAAAGGGAGUGAAUACAGUGACGAAUGAGUCUUUUAUGCCAGACAAAAUGAUUUCAGACGCCGCUCCAGCCAUUAUCAAUGCAUUUUAUAAGAUUUUUGCAGACAGUGCACAAGCGAAUGUUAUUUGCUGGGCUCAUGUGAAGAGAAAUGUGUGUCAAAAAACGAAUAACGAAGAUAUGUUAUCGGAUAUAUCUAAACUGCAAUUGUCGUAUAAUUCAUACACUUUUGAGCGAGGAGUUAAAUUGUUUAUGAGAAAGUGGAGAAAAACUGAGAAAUCUUUUUGUGAUUACUUCAAAAAAGUUUGGCUAGAUAAAAAUUCAUCAUGGUAUGAAGGCUACCUCAGUUCCUUUCCGUCAACCAACAAUGCAUGUGAAUCGCAUAACGACGUCAUUAAACGAAAAUACACAUUCCGCCGCCGAUUGAGUAUAAUUAAAUUUAAUGAACAACUUUUCAAAUUAUUCAAUGAUUUUUCGGUAAGCUACAACAUUAAACGAUCGUAUGCAAUGACACCUUCAAUCGAAACCAAUAUAUGGACGAAUGGCAUUGAAUGGGCGAAAAGCAAAGAGAUAAAUGUAAUUCUCGGCAAACGAAAUGACGACACACAACUAAUGUAUAUUCCAUCGUCGAAAUUUGUGAUAGAAAAUAAUAGAUUUUUACUCGAAACGGAUGUAGAUGACCUCAAAUUUAAUAGAAACAAUAAUUUUGACGAAUUUUUUGAAAAUGUUUUUAAAAUUUGGAUUGUUGAAUUUAAUUUAAAUGACUGGAAAAAUUCGAAUUGUACUUGUCACUCAUUCAUGAAACUUUUUUAUUGUAAACAUGUUAUUGGAUUGAGCCUAAGAUUUGGUAAGGUAAAAGCACCAGCAGUCGCCAACCCAGCUACGCUGGGUGAAAAAAAGAAAAGAGGUCGGCCAAAAGCCACACGAAAGGCAUUAAUUAGACAGUAAUAAUAAUAUAAAAUAAAUUUCAUUCUGUAAAAAUCUUGAAAUUCUUAA
Molecule: messenger RNA, 1577 nt
Organism: Contarinia nasturtii (swede midge)
Lineage: Eukaryota; Metazoa; Arthropoda; Insecta; Diptera; Cecidomyiidae
Exons: 3
Coding region: 63-1529 (488 amino acids)
Molecular function (GO): zinc ion binding
Source: RefSeq, a predicted model, not a curated record